Molecule: messenger RNA, 1769 nt
Organism: Acaromyces ingoldii
Lineage: Eukaryota; Fungi; Basidiomycota; Exobasidiomycetes; Exobasidiales; Cryptobasidiaceae
Product: putative CCT7-component of chaperonin-containing T-complex
Exons: 3
Coding region: 1-1695 (564 amino acids)
Biological process (GO): protein folding
Cellular component (GO): chaperonin-containing T-complex
Molecular function (GO): ATP-dependent protein folding chaperone; ATP hydrolysis activity; ATP binding
Source: RefSeq, a predicted model, not a curated record
AUGGCAGGAAGCCGCUUGGGCGGCAUGAUGCAGCCGCCCGUCAUUGUGCUGCGCGAGGGCACCGACACGUCGCAGGGCACUGGCCAGCUGCUGUCCAACAUUGGCGCCUGCGCCUCGGUCGUGGCGUGCGUCGCGACUACGCUGGGCCCACGCGGCAUGGACAAGCUCAUGGUCAACGAGCGGGGCCAGGCCACCAUCUCCAACGACGGAGCGACGAUUCUGAAGCUGCUCGAGAUUGUGCACCCGGCUGCCAAGACGCUCGUGGACAUUGCGAGGGCACAGGACGCAGAGGUGGGCGACGGGACGACGUCGGUCGUGGUGCUGGCAGGCGAGAUGCUCAAGGAGACAAAGAGCUUCAUCGAGGACGGCGUCAGCCCACACAUCAUCAUCAAGGGAUACAGGAAGGCGGCGCAGCUGGCCGUCGAGAGAAUCAAGGAAAUGGCCGUCAAGAUCGACAAGAGCGACCCAGUCGCGUUCCGGGAUCUGCUGAUGAAGUGUGCAGGCACAUCGAUGAACUCGAAGUUGAUCGUGAGCCAGCGGCCCUUCUUUGCCAACAUGGUCGUCGAUGCCGUCAGCGCGCUGGACCAGGACGACCUGGACGAGAGCCUGAUUGGCGUCAAGAAGGUGCCCGGUGGCGCGAUGCAGGACAGCCUGCUGAUCAAGGGUGUCGCAUUCAAGAAGACGUUUGCCUACGCCGGCUUUGAGCAGCAGCCAAAGACGUUCAAGGACCCCAAGAUUGUCUGCCUCAAUGUCGAGCUGGAGCUCAAGGCGGAAAAGGACAACGCAGAGGUCAGGAUCAACGACGUGUCUGAAUACCAGGCCAUUGUGGACGCCGAGUGGCAGAUCAUCUAUGCAAAGCUCGAGGCGAUUGUCAAGACGGGUGCCAAGGUCGUGCUGAGCAAGCUGCCCAUCGGCGACUUGGCCACGCAGUACUUUGCCGACCGCGACAUCUUCUGUGCAGGCCGCGUCGCUGCUGACGACCUGCGGCGUGUCGUCGAGGCCGUCGGUGGCUCGGUCCAGAGCACCUGCUCCGACAUCGAGGACCGGCACCUCGGCACGUGCGCCCGCUUCGACGAGGUGCAGAUUGGCGGCGAGCGCUUCAACAUCUUCGAGGGCUGCCCCAAGGCAAAGACGGCGACGAUGAUUCUGCGCGGCGGGGCGGAGCAGUUCAUCGCAGAGGUGGAGCGGAGCCUGCACGACGCAGUCAUGAUUGUCAAGCGGGCCAUCAAGAACAACGAGGUUGUUGCUGGCGGCGGUGCAACCGAGAUGGAGGUGUCGAAAUACCUGCGCGACUACUCGCGGACCGUGCACGGCAAGCAGCAGCUCAUCAUUGGCGCCUUUGCCAAGUCGCUCGAGGUCAUUCCCCGACAGCUGGCCGACAACGCCGGCUUCGAGGCGACAGACGUGCUCAACAAGCUCCGCAUGCGCCACGCCCAGGGCCACACCUGGGACGGCGUCGACAUCGAGUCCGAGGGCGUCGCCGACAACAUGGAAAAGUUUGUCUGGGAGCCUGCCCUCGUCAAGGUCAAUGCCAUCUCGAGCGCUGCAGAGGCCGCCUGCCUGAUCCUCAGCGUCGACGAGACCAUCAGGAACCGGCCCUCGGAGCAGGGCCAGCCGGGACCGAAAGCGCCGCCAGGCGCAGCGCAGAGGGCCAUGAGACCCAGAGGAAGGGGCAUGGGCAUCCCGAGGCGGUAAUCUUCUUUCUCUCUCUCUCUCUCUUUGUGAUCAUGAUACAACAACCAGGGAACAAAUACAUCUUAUUUCACUUC